Messenger RNA from Melopsittacus undulatus (budgerigar), 7609 nucleotides. RefSeq names its product polycystin-1-like protein 2. The transcript has 43 exons. Lineage: Eukaryota; Metazoa; Chordata; Aves; Psittaciformes; Psittaculidae. Gene Ontology annotation, molecular function: calcium channel activity; calcium ion binding; carbohydrate binding. Gene Ontology annotation, biological process: detection of mechanical stimulus. Gene Ontology annotation, cellular component: membrane. The record is from RefSeq and is a predicted model, not a curated record.
AUGUGGCUUGGGAUCACAGUUCUGAUUUCUCUCACUCUAUGUUUGGCUGUGGAGGAAACAACUGCUGAUGAAGGAAUCCCUUGCUCAAAGUACCAGCUAGCUUUCAACCGUUCAUGCUAUGAGUUUGUUAGACUCCAGCGUACCUUCGCAAGUGCCCAGAGCUGGUGUGAGAGAAGAGGAGGGCACUUGGUCUUUAUUGAAAAUGAGGAAACCCAAGAGUUCUUGCAGAAACAUAUUGCCGAGGAUCAGGAAUGGUGGAUAGGACUGACCUCAGACUCCCUGCUGAAUGAAACUUCUGACGGGUCAAUGAUUUGGCUGGACACUUCAGUUAUAAGCUACAGUAAUUGGUACAAGGAUCAGCCAUCUCCCUUCCCAUCCACAUGUGGGUAUAUCCUGAAGAAUGCCAAGUACCAGUGGGGUGUGACUGAAAAUUGCAGCCAGGAAUUUGACUUCAUUUGUGAGUUUGAAUCUGGACAGAGCAUUGCUUGUGAUAAUUACAAUGCCACUGUACAGUGUGGAUCAGGAGAAGUUAUUCAAAUUAGAGAGAGCUUCUAUGGACGGAAGACCCCCCACUACUGUGUAUCGGAGACUCCUCUCCAGGAUGAUAAGGAUGAAGACUGUAGUUGGAUCAGUGUCAAAGAUGAAGUAGCAGGCCAGUGUCACGGUCUUCAGGCCUGCCAGGUGGCAGCAGAUGGCUCAUUCUUUGGAGAUCCUUGUCCAGCUUCCAGAAGCUAUUUGUCCAUUCAAUACCACUGCAGGGAAGGUCUGCAACUGGUUGUAGCAGAUACGUGCUUUGUCUUUGAAAAUAUCACGAUCAGUUUGACCUGGUUGCUCUCUCCAUACUCUGGCAACAUUUCCUGCAUUAUUAGCACUGGAGAUGGACACACCAUUGAUCCUUACUACCCUCUAACACUGGUCAGCAAUGUCACAUACAGAUACACAUCUCCUGGGGAGUUUACUGUCUUUGCAGAAUGCACCACCAGUGAGUGGCAUGUGCUGGCACAGAAGCUGGUGACUGUUCGAGAUAAGAUGGAUCGACUGAGCAUUACUGGGUGCUAUAGCCAAUAUGAAACUGGGAACAGCUCUCACUGCCGUACACUGUAUGGGGAGUUGUUGUGGAUUCAAGUUGAACUCAAUGGAGGCAGUGGAGUGACCUACAUCAUACUGGCAGAUAACAUGACACUCACUGAAUCCAGUGCUAAGGAAGGAAUUGUCCCUCACAAUCUGACACUUGACAGCACCUCUCAAGAGCUUCUAGGCCCAGGGAUACAUCAGCUGGAAAUCCAAGCAUCCAGCAACUCAACUGCAUCAGAGAUCUCUGAGAGCAUUGCUAUUCACCUGAUUGAGCCAGUAUCUGGUCUCCAUGCUGCAUUAGUUUCUCACACUGUGCAGCUGGGGGAGGAUUUGGAGGUGAAUGUCUCUGUGUCUCAUGGUGCCCCAGAUAAGCUGAAGUUUGAGGUGAUUGGAUCUAAUGAAACUCACUCUCACAAAGAAGAUGGCCCUCACGGGGAACCUCGGAUAUACAUCAUUCCCAUGCACUCUGAAGGUACUUUCCUAGUGAAAGUGGUGGCCAUGAAUGCCUUCUCAAACAUGAGUGUGGAUCUUGGGUUCAUCACUGUGCUAGCAAACAGUUCUCAUAAAGAAGGUUCUGUUAAGGAAGAAGGCAUCUCUGAAACAAAUGCCCAAAGAACAACUGAUCACAAAAGAAAAAACAAAAUAUAUAUUAAACCAAGUCGCCAUGUGGAUCCUUUCACAACUGUUACACUUGGGUGGCCAGACAACAGUAAUUCCAGUUUCCUUUGGUCCUGCGGAACUUGCUGGCCUGCGUGGAACAAAUGUGUGCAGCAACAGAUAAUCCUAACCAACCAAAGUGAGGUGCAAAUCCCACCUUCCUGCCUGCCUCCUCCAAAAUCAGCAGUGACUGUCACAGUUACAGUCCAAAACCAUGGCAAUGAAGAGGGGCAGGAUGAGCAAUGUCUCUAUGUGACUGCAAAACAAGGACUGCAACUGGAAAUCAGGUGUGAGGCAAACUGCAAGCCAGUGAAUACUAGUGAGGAUGUUAUUUUGAGUGUCUCUGGACCGAAGGAUUCCCAGGCCAUAUAUUAUAACUGGUAUUUAGAUAACACAUUCCAAACCAAGCCUAUGACUCUCCCUCCAGCCUGUGGCCUGACUGGUUUCUGGCAGAGCUCUUUGAAUUUGCUUCAAAGCAACACAUCCUUGUUGAGAAUAAACUGCUCCUUCUUGCAGACACAGGGAGAAGCUUUUCAGAUUAAAGUAACAGCAAUGACUCAGCGUGGCUACGGGGAGGAAACAUACCUUGUCAGCACCGUGCCUCCGCCCCAGAUCCCCACUUGUACUGUGUCUCCCAAGCAGGGAUCAGUGCUCACCAUGUUCACAGUCUCCUGCAGUGCUCCUUGCUUGGCAGGUUCAUGCCAAUCCAGUCACAACAGGCAGCUCACAUACUGCUUCUACCUGAAACCAAAUUCUCUCCUGGACUGUGGUCCGGAUCCUGAACUCUUCCCAGUUUAUCUUCCACUUGGAGAAGAGAAAAAUGAUUUCAUUUUACAUCUGACAAUUACUGUUAGCAACAUCUUUGGAGAUACAGUUCAAACUAAUGCUUCAGUGAAGGUUGGACAUGCAGAUACGAUUGAUGGGAACCUGACCCUGCAGGCUAUUGUAUCUGAGAAGGCAAACACCAUCCUGAAAGACAGCAACAACAGCAUGAGUCUUUUCCAGCUGUAUAAGUCAGUGACCUCCAUCCUUAACCAGGAGAGCCAAGAGGAAAGUUUUAACAUAUCUUCACAGACAAACACACAAAAAGAGCUCCGAGGGCUGAUGCUGACAACUCUCUCUGCUGUUAAUGUGACAUCAAUGCAGACUGCUCUUAAGAUGUCAGAAGUAUUGAAAGAAAUCACUUACAGGAGUGAAGAGCUGUCUGUCUCAGCACAAGUGGAAGCUAGCAACAUCCUAAAAGGUGUCAGUGCUUCCUUGCUCACUGUAAACACAGAGGACAGUAGAGAUGAUCAGAAGCUAAAAGAUGCAGCCAAUUACCUAUUUAAUGCAGUGAGUAACGUUCUUAAAGCUUCUGUAGGAACCAGAGCUGUCAACACUUCAGUGCCAGAGGGAGAACAGAGUUCAGUGUCUCACCAGCUUCUGAACACAGUUGAAAAUCUACAGAGUGCCCUUCUGUUCGGUAAAGAACCAGAUGAUGAACCAACAGUCCUUACCACUCCCUCUGCCACAAUGUAUACACACAGGUUACAAACAGAAAACAUGGAUCGCACAUCCAUUAGUAUCUCCAACUCCAGCUCUGCUAGCUUUACUCUCCCAUCUGCUUCCUCUCUCAGUGUUUCAGGAGUUGAUGAUGAAACAGUGGAUAUAAGGAUGGUGAGCUUUGCCACGAAUCCCUUUUUCUCCAGUGACACCAGUUUUGACGUUAGUGGAACAGUGGGAGGUCUAAGUCUAACUGGUCUGGAUGGCUCAAUGAUACCAGUCAGCAAUCUCAAAGAGAACAUUGAGAUAAUGUUACCAAGGCUUUCAGCAACUCAGGAAGAUAAGAUUCUGUUAAAUCUGGGCAAUUUCAGCACUUUCCAAGUCAAUGUUACCUCAGAAAACACAUCUAUAGUCAUCCACCUGGAAUCUGAACAUGACAUUCCACUAAUACUCUAUUUAGGGUAUGCUUAUCAUCCAAAUGAAACUAACUACGUUUUGAAAAAUCAUCUGUUUUCAUUUCUAUAUAUACAUCAACACUAAAAUAUUUAUGUUCAAGGUGAGACAAACACCUGGGUUCUUAGCCCAGAAGAACUCAUUUUUGGAGAGGGAACCUACUAUUUCAUGGUUUUACAAGAUAUGGGAAUGGAUUCCACAGCCUAUGACAGGCUAACUAUAGCUGUCACUUGUUUUGCAUCCCGCUGUGUGUUUUGGGAUGAGCACCAGUGGAACUGGAACAGCUAUGGAUGUCAUGUAGGACCAAAAACAAACCCUAGAAGCACACAGUGCCUCUGCAACCAUCUGACCUUCUUUGGGAGUUCCUUCUUUGUCAUACCCAAUGCUAUAGAUGUUAGCAAAACUGCACAGCUUUUUGAUACAUUUGUGGACAACCCUGUGGUGGUGACAACCGUAGGAUGCAUCUUUCUGAUAUACGUGCUUGUGGUUAUUUGGGCUAGAAGGAAAGACAUCCAGGAUGAUGCCAAAGUGAAAAUCACAGUACUGGAAGACAAUGACCCCUUUGCUCAGUAUCGUUAUCUUGUGACAGUUUUCACAGGACACCGCCGUGGGGCAGCCACAACCUCUAAGGUGACUCUCACCCUCUAUGGACUGGAAGGAGAUAGUGAGCCACACCAUCUAACUGAUCCUGAUACACCAGUCUUUGAACGGGGAAGUGUGGAUGUUUUCCUACUCUGUACCUUCUUCCCUCUUGGGGAACUACAGAGUAUUAGACUGUGGCAUGAUAAUUCAGGGCAUAGCCCAUCCUGGUAUGUAAAUCGAGUAUUGGUCCAUGAUCUGGCAUGGGAUCAGAAAUGGUACUUCCUCUGUAACUCUUGGCUAGCUGUUGAUAUUGGUGAAUGUGUCCUAGAUAAAGUGUUCCCGGUUGCUACAGAACAGGACAUGAAGCAGUUCAGCAAUCUGUUUUUCAUGAAGACCUCCAAGGGUUUCCAAGACGGACACAUCUGGUACUCCAUUUUCAGCCGCUCCCCACGCAGCUCAUUCACAAGAGCUCAACGUGUGUCAUGUUGUUUCUCACUGCUUCUCUGCACCAUGCUGACCAGCAUCAUGUUCUGGGGAGUGCCAAAGGAUCCAGCUGAACAGAAAAUGGAUUUGGGAAAGAUAGAGUUCACAUGGCAGGAAGUAAUGAUUGGCUUUGAGAGCUCCCUCCUCAUGUUCCCCAUCAACCUGCUCAUUGUGCAGAUCUUCAGAAAUGUACGACCCCGGCCAGGCACACAGGGGAGAGAGAAGAAGCCGGGAAAGAAUGGACGAGUGUCUCCAAGCCUACCUCCCACCCCACAGGUCACCCCGGCUGUCUCACUCACUCCAGAGGCUGUGAUGAAGGACAUAAGAAGAAUUGCCAACUCACUCUGUAAAGCCCUGAAGACUCCAUCUCUCACUUCAGUACCAGAUCUUCAAAAAUCAACUAACAUCAACACACUUCUGGCAUUGGUUGAGGACAUAAUCUGCCAGCAGAACAGAGCUGGGCAAGAGCUUUAUGAUGACAGCAAGAAGGAUGAUCCUAUAAUUGUCACAUUAGGUGCUAUGGAUAUACAAGAAAAAACAAGAAGCCCAACUCCAGAGAAAGGAAUGUGUGAGCGACUGAAAUCUAGUGAUUACAAUCGCUGCUUGUACAUGCAACUCCAGCAUGUAGAGCUGGAGCUGGAAUUACUGGGGCCCCAUAAAUUUCAGAUGCCUCAGAGUUACACACAAGCUGUUUGUCAGGUUCAGCACAUGAAGAACCUCCUGGAGAACCGGAUCUGCUCAUCAGCGUCCAUCAGUGAGAGGCUGUCCCUUACUCCAAGCUCCUCCAGUGAUGGCAAGAAAACCUCUUUCAAAGGGCUGCCCUGGUGGUUUGUGUUCAUUGCGUGGUUCCUUGUUGCAGCCACCAGUGGUGUAUCUGGGUUCUUUACCAUGCUCUAUGGGCUGCAUUAUGGCAAGGAGAACUCCAUCAGGUGGCUGAUCUCCAUGGCCAUCUCCUUCUUGGAAAGUCUUUUCAUCACACAGCCCUUAAAGGUGCUGGGAUUUGCUGCUUUCUUUGCUCUGGUUCUGAAGAAGGUGGAACAUGAGGAUGAAGAAAACACAGCUGUUGAUGGGCCUUUAGCUGCACCAGGGGAUUCACACCCUCUCUUUGGAGCCCGACGGGACAGUAGAAGUAAUAUUUACCUGCCACCGCCUGUGACUGAUGUGGAGAAAAUGAAAAUCAGCUGCAUGAAGGAGCAGAAAGCAUAUGCCCUCAUCAGAGAAAUCCUAGCCUAUCUGGGUUUUUUAUGGAUGCUGUUACUUGUUGCCUAUGGGCAGAGAGAUCCCAAUUCUUACUACCUAAACAAACACAUUGAGAACAGCUUUACAGAUGGAUUCCACAGUGCCUACAGUUACCAGGAUUUUUUCACAUGGGCAAACACUACCUUGGUCAAAAAUCUUUAUGGAUCAUAUAAAGGAUUCAUUACAGAUGGCAAUUCCAAGCUGGUGGGUAGUGCUCGAAUUCGCCAAGUAAGAGUGAAAGGAGACACUUGCCCUAUUUCUCCCAAACUCCAGCAUGUCAUUCAGGAAUGCCAUGCUCCUUAUUCCACAAAAACAGAAGAUACAUCGGUUUAUGGGGAGCGCUGGAACACUUCGGUUGUUGAUAACUCCUCUGACUUGAGCUCAGCGUGGCAGUAUCAAAGUCAGUCCAAACUGAGAGGGCAGCCCACGUGGGGCAAACUUGCCAUCUACAGAGGAGGGGGAUACGUGGUUCACCUGGGAACUGAUCCUAAGAAUGCCUCCAGAAUUCUCCAGUACCUUUUCAACAAUGUCUGGCUAGACACCUUCACAAGAGCAGUCUUUGUUGAAUUCACAGUCUACAAUGCCAAUGUGAACCUGUUCUGCAUUGUAUGCCUGAUGUUUGAAACCAAUGCUCUAGGGGCCUUCUUCACAAGCGCAGAGCUGCAAAGUGUCCAGCUUUACCCAUACACCAACAGUCUCCACAUCUUUGUGGUUGCAGCAGAAGUAAUUUAUUUCCUCUUUAUUGUGUACUACAUGAUCAUACAGGGAAAACUGAUGAAGACUCAGGGAUGGAGAUACUACCAGAGCAAGUGGAAUCUCCUGGAGAUGGCCAUCAUACUGAUUAGCUGGAGUGCUCUGUCAGUGUUUGUGAAGCGGACAAUCCUUGGGACCAGAGACAUCAGCUACUACCAUGAACACAAAGAGGACUGUGUAAGCUUUAAUGAAACAGCAAGAGCCGAUGCAGUUCUUGGCUACCUGAUUGCGUUCCUAGUGCUUCUCUCCACAGUGAAACUUUGGCACCUCCUGAGACUCAAUCCUAAAAUAAACAUGAUCACUUCAACCCUAAGGAGGGCGUGGGGUGAUAUCUCUGGAUUCAUCACUGUUAUUGCAAUCAUGUUCCUCGCUUACUCCAUUGCUACAAACCUGAUAUUCGGCUGGAAGCUCUCCUCUUACAAAACUCUCUUCAAUUCAGCAGAGACCAUGGUUAGUCUUCAGCUGGGAAUCUUCAACUAUGAGGAGGUCUUGGACUACAAUCCAAUUUUAGGCUCCUUCUUGAUUGGAUCCUGCAUAAUUUUCAUGACAUUUGUGGUACUGAAUCUGUUCAUUUCAGUGAUUCUGGUUGCUUUCAGCGAUGAGCAGAAGCACCACCAGGCUUCAGAAGAAGAGGAGAUUGUUGACCUAAUGCUAGUGAAACUUUUCAGUUUCUUUGGGAUUAAAUGCAAGAAGGAAGAGACACCAGUCACUAAUGACCAACUGGAACAACCUGCUAACGAUUAAACAAUAAUCACAUCGAAAAGUCACUUCUGGGGUAGAAGAUUUACUUUUUAACUACCAGCUAAAGUCGCUUGACUUAGGUUACCAUAGCUUCUGAUUGAAAAGUUGUGUGGUAUUCAACCAAUAAACCAUAGUCGACAUGUUA